Messenger RNA from Papilio xuthus (Asian swallowtail), 632 nucleotides. The record is from RefSeq and is a predicted model, not a curated record. Lineage: Eukaryota; Metazoa; Arthropoda; Insecta; Lepidoptera; Papilionidae.
GAAAAAAUAAUAAAAACGUAACCUCUCUUUUAUAACAUCUGGGAUAUUAUUUUCCAAAAUCCUUUAUUUUUAUAUGGAUAUAUCAAUAUUAGUUAAUUAAACAUGUAUCUUACAAACUUAAUGACAAAAAACCUUUUGAUUGUUUGCAAACAGUCCUCCAGGUCCAUAAGUUGUACACAGACAUUAAAUAUAAAGGAGUGGCGAGUUUCACGUGGACUGCCCGUCAAUAGAAAUGCUGAAGGUGUUUUAACAGACGGCCCUGAUUAUACCUUCUUAGAUGGAAGACCUACUCCUUUACUGCACAAACAAAAGUUAAGAAUGCUUAAACAACGUGAUUUUGCCUCUCGGAUUGUGGAGUUGAGCUCAGAACUAGACUUUGCAAAGACGAGACAUGAGAAAAUGAUUGAAGCCGAAGAAGAAGAAAGGAAAACAAUUUUAAGUAAUAGAUUAAAGCCUAAAGGAAAAGCCUUGUUAAAUAAAAAAUAAAACAAUCAAGUAAUUGUUAAUAGUAAAGAAAUAUGUAUUUAGUUAUUUAAUGAUUUAGUUAUAUAAUUUAAUUAUUUACCCAAAGUGUCAAUUUGUAUGUAAAUUUAGUAAAAGAAUCAUAGAAAAUAAAUUUGGAAAUUCAAAAA